Messenger RNA from Ectocarpus sp. CCAP 1310/34, 3486 nucleotides. NCBI's taxonomy places the organism in Eukaryota, Phaeophyceae, Ectocarpales, Ectocarpaceae. The record is from the annotation of a GenBank genome assembly.
AUGGAGCGCGAGAGGAGCAAGGGGGAGAGGCGCGAGGUGGAGCUCGCUCUCGCCGCGUCCGGCAUGGGCCGGCGCGGCGGGGGAAGUGGGGGGGCAUCCGGGGGUCAAGACGGCGGUCAGGCAGCAGCUGGCGGCCAAAAUCGUGACGGAGAGAAGAAAAAUAGUGACGUGUUCAACGACGACCCCGGCGGAUUUUGCCGCUACCACCAGUCCGAGCUUCACACCAACGAGCAGUGUCGUCUCCAGCAGCAACUGCGGCGCGCGCGUUCGAGAGAGGGCGCCGAGGAACGCCGCUCGGGCGGUGGCAGCCGCGGUGGCGGCGGUAGCCAGCGAGGAGGUAGACCGCCGCCGGGGCCCGGCCGCGGUGGCGGGCGAUGGGCGUACGUUGUGUACUACGCCCACGAUGAUGGUGGCUACUACGAAGACUACGGCGACUACGACGACGGCUACUACUACGAAGACGGCUACCACGACGCCGGGUACGCCCACUACGCCGGCGGUGGGGACAGCUACAGCUACCCCUCAGGGUACGAAGACAGCCGUUCAUCUGACGGCGGCAUCCACUACGUCUACUACCCUCCUGCCGGCGAAGAUUCGUCAUCCGAGCAGCAACGUCAGCCCCCCCCCGCGAGCAGCAGCAGCACCGCUUCCUCCUCGUCCUCUACUCCUUCUCCUGGCGCGCCUCCAUCUUCGGGCUACCUCCACCUCUGCACGGCACAAUCGGUGCCCCUAGGCAAGUCUCACCCUGACGAUUUUUUCAGUAGGAUAGGAGUGACGAUAGGAGUAGAGUCUGCUUCGAGUGCUUCGUCUUUGCUGAGUGUGAAAUCUAGUGAGGGGCCGCCUGGUAGCGAGAGAUGGGUAGCUGACUCAGGAGCCAGUAACAGUUUCACCAACAGCAGCCUACACAUGUAUGACCUGCAAGAGAUCCCCGCCAGUAGGAAAUAUGUCGUUGUAGGUGAUGGUCGACUGCUAGAAGUGCAAGCCAUCGGUAGCAUUAAUCUUAGUUUCUUUCAGGUGGAUGAGAAUGGUGAGCAAACGACGAUGUGUGUGAAGCUCACUGACGUGUCUGUUGUAGAGAGCCUGAGUUUCAACUUGUUCUCAACGCAUGCUGUUUCUCUGAAGCAACAAAUCCUCUACGACAAACGUGGUGCAACCCUCCAAAAUGGACUGCUCUUUGCUAGAGAGGAUAAAGCGUCUGCAGCGUAUGCCAUCCGGUUGCCGUACGACCCAUCUGCGACUAUUGUAGACCCUGCUGCUUUGCCUGCAUUCGUGACUGCCCCCGAUUCCGCCCCCGCCGUUGGCUCCACGCGUUCCCCUUCCCAAAAAGGGGGCUCCGCGGAAUCAUUGGUGUCCGUAUUGCGUGUUCCUUCCGCAGGCUCUGCUACCGUAGUACCUUCGAGUGAGAGCGUCCCGCCCACUGGUCCAACCAGUGUAGUACCUGCGAGUGAGAGCGUCCCGCCCGCCGGCUCUGCCGACGUAGUACCUUCCUCGGCGUCCGAGUUUGUGUGUGUGGGUACUUUUCCGGGUAUGGAUCUUGGAGAUACGAGUGUGCUCACCGACGAGCAGCUCAUGGAUGGCUAUGAUGACACCCCAUAUCAAGAUUUUUUCCCCGUAUUUAUCCCAGAGAGUGACGCUGCGAAUGUGGCUGGUGUUUUGGAUAGCAUUGAUGGGGGUGCUGAUUUUGACUUGGGUGCGGCCGCGCUUGGCCCUGGUGCGUCCCCGUUUGCUCUUGGUUCGACUGAAAAGUCCGUUGACAUCAACCGCUUCCACCGCUCCCUUGCCCACGCUUGCGAGCCUCUUUUGAGAGAAACUGCCCAGCAGAGAGGCAUCGUGCUCACCGGCAAGCUGGAACCGUGCACGGACUGCAUGAAGGCGAAGGGCAGGCGAGGGUCGGUGCCGCGGGGGCCGGGAGCGCGGGCGUCCAAGCCUCUCGGGCGUGUUCACCUGGACCUGUGUGGACCGCUGGUGCCUUCCCUGGGCGGCAACCUCUACCUGUUCGUCGCCGUGGACAGCGCCUCGCGGUGGAACAAGGUGUACGGUCUCCGGCGGAAGUCCGACGCGCUGGCGGCAACGAAAAGGCUGCUGGCGGACGUGGGGCGGUACGACCUCGGGCGCGUCGAGUGUUUCCGCGUCGACAACGGCACCGAGUGGACCCGCGGCGACUUCCGGCGCUUCUGCGACGACAACGGCAUCGGCGUCGAGUUCACACCUCCUGGCGUUCCACAGUACAACGGCGUCGUCGAGAGCGCCAUCUGGCGCAUCAUGAAGGCCGGCAUGGCCGCUCGCCGCAGCGCUGGCCGUGUGUUCAACGUCGACUUCGCCUCCAUCCCCGGCCUCGACGAGCGCGGUGACCGUCUUUGGAUGGAAUCGGCGAAGUGGGCCGCCGACGCUCUCAACCAGUCGGCGACCAAGGCCAACCCCGGGCGGCGCUCGCCGCACGAGAUGUUCACCGGCGAGCAGGGGCCGUUCCGCGUGCUGCCGUUCUUCCAGCCCGGCUUCAUGCGCGAGGAUCGCCGCACCAAGCUCGACGACCAGGCCACCCUCUGCUCUUACCUGAACGGCGGCGAAAACCACCCGAGCGGCACCGUCAAGGUCCUCAAGGCGUCCACCGGCCGCGUCGUCUACACCAACAACGUGUCGUGGGUGACGUCGGCGCCAGCCGGCGAGGGGGGUUCCGCUGGUAUCACCGCUGCGCCGACACCCCCCCCGUUCACGCCGCCGGUCGUCUCGAUCAACUUUGGCCCAGCACCGACGCCUUCGACCGCCACACCGCCACCGCCAGCGCCCACGCCGUCGCCCGCUCCCGCUCCCGCUGCCUCUUCGACCCCUGCCGCAACGCCGCCGCCAGCGACCACGCCGCCGCCCGCUCCCACGCCUUCACAACCGCCCUCUGCCACUUCGCCGUCACCGUCGGCGACCCCCGCUCCUGGCCAGCCGUCCUCUGCCUCUCCGCCGUCACCGUCGGCGACCCCCGAUCCAGACCAGCCGCCGCCGCCGCCGGACCCCGCGAUGCCCCCGCUUACGGCUUACGCCAUGCGGCAGCUUCGCCCGGGUACAAAGGCCGAGGGUAUGGCAGACCCGCGGCUGCCAAGCCGUAUGAGAUCGGGCACAAGGCACAGCACAGGACUCAUCUCGAUGCUAGACAAGAAUACUCUGGUGUCGAUGCUGGAGGCUCGGGGCGCGGUGGACGAGGAGCGCAAGGAGCUGGGGGGGGCGGAGGCCGGAGAGCUGGGGAGGGCGGAGGCCCGAGAGGCGGGGGGAGCGGGGACCGGAGGGCAGGCGGGAUCACUCGCAGCUGUGGACCCGGUGGCUGGAGGAGCGGGCUUUCCACUCGCAUUUGACACGCUCCUCGCCAACCGGGAAGACAUCGACGCCACGCUGCGAGACCAGCNAGGAGCUGGGGGGGGCGGAGGCCGGAGAGCUGGGGAGGGCGGAGGCCCGAGAGNUGGCUUGUUGGAAGCGGGGACUUUUACUCCGGCGAAGUAG